AUGGUGGAUAAGGCCCUACAAAACUGGGGUACCUGCUCCGAGAAAUUGAUCGGUAUGGAUCGGCAACCACUAAACCCCUCUGUGUCUUAUUCCCGUCAAUCGCCACAGUCCCAUUCGCUGCCAGACCCGGGUUUACAGAGCAUGCUCGAUAUUAAUGUCGCUGGCAGCGGGCUACCUGGAGACACCUCCGCUGAUUGGGAUCCUUUGAAUAAUUUCUAUUUCUGUUCAUCCGAGCCUGCCAAUCUAGAAUGGAAUGAUUGGGUUGGUUUUGAAACACUACAAGCUCCCUCAACUGCGGGUGAAGAGCAAAGCAAUGCAUAUCUACAGAUAUCGGAAAUGCCAAGCGCUCCAGCCAUUCCCCAAACAGUUGGAAUCACAGAAUUUGGAGUACCAACUCGAAAUUUGACCAACGUCUCUCAAUGGCUGGACGGGGCUUAUCGCCCUCCGAUAUCCUGCAGUCAUUGUCGCAAACAUCGACUACAGUGUCUGAUCAUUCGAACAACAGCGGCAAAUCCAAAUCCAGUAACAUCCUGUUCAAGUUGUGUGGCUCUUUUUCGGGAAUGUAGCCUUGCAAAAGGAGAGAAACGUCUGCCGUCUGGCUUCGAGACCUUUUCACCCGGUGAAAUUUUUCCUUCUGUUGCAGAAAACAAAGAGGAACAAAAGGAAUCAAAACAAUUCGUACGAAAAGGAGCUCGAAUUCUGCGAGAAUGGUUUCACCAGCGCCAAGAGCUCCCUUAUCCAAGUGAAGAGGAAAAGAUCCAACUUUCACGAGAGACUGGAUUUUCACAGAAGCGCAUAUCAACAUGGUUUGCAAAUGCUCGCCGGCGGCAAAAGCAAAAACUCCAAUCAUCCAACUUGGGCUCGGCCUCCUAUAAUCGCGCCGGUUCGCCCCUGGUGACGAGUACUCUGAGUUCUAUGACCCCUAUGGAGCGCUGGCAAGCAUCACCUCCAGAAGAUGACCAUAUCCCGGAGUCCGCCAUUCAACAUGCUAUCGCUUCCGAGCCGUUUGACGCUGCUUCUAUGUUGGACUUGUCUACUAUGGACUUCUUCAAUUUUGAUGAAUCAUCAUCUCACCUGGCUUCUUCGGUAUCAAGUUUUGGAAGCAAGGCAUCGGAAACUUCAGGCAGCGUUUCGUCGGCGUGGAGUCACCAAUCUGGCAGGGAUGGAGGCAUGUCAUUUUCGCCUCUCCCUAAUAGUUCGCGAAAUCGGCGACGACAUAAGCGACAGCGAUCAACAGGAGAUGGCAAUCAAUACCAGUGUACUUUCUGCACACAAUUCUUCAGAAAGCGGCAUGAUUGGCUACGACAUGAGAAGAGUGUUCAUCUUCGACUCGAUUCAUGGAUCUGCACACCGAAUCUCAUCGAACUAGAACAGGAUUGGAGCGCACCUAUUGACGAAUGUCGAUUUUGCACGGCCCCUUUUCCUUCGGCCGCACAUUUCGAAGAGCAUGAGUUUCAUGUUUGUGCUGAAAAGCCCGUACCGGACCGUACCUUCAGUCGAAAGGACUACUUAUGGCAGCAUCUGCGGAAAUUCCAUGGCUGCACUAAACUUCCUGUGGCCGACCUUCACGCAUGGCGUAGAUCGGGGUCGAAUGUGCAAAGCCGGUGUGGAUUUUGCGGUAUUUCUCUUUCCACCUGGACUGCACGAUCUGAACACUUGUCUGAGCAUUUUAAAAAUGGCGCCCGCAUGGAGCAAUGGGAAGGCGAUUGGGGACUUAACCCAGCAGUCUUGAGUAACCUACGAAAUGCUGUCUUGCCGGGUCAAAGGGCUUCGGCGAGUCCAACUACUUGA
This is a messenger RNA of Penicillium macrosclerotiorum, 1791 nucleotides long. RefSeq lists its product as uncharacterized. NCBI's taxonomy places the organism in Eukaryota, Fungi, Ascomycota, Eurotiomycetes, Eurotiales, Aspergillaceae. Gene Ontology annotation, molecular function: DNA binding. Bases 1 to 1791 code for a protein of 596 amino acids. The transcript has 2 exons. Gene Ontology annotation, biological process: regulation of DNA-templated transcription. The record is from RefSeq and is a predicted model, not a curated record.